CGUAUAGAAGCCCUCCGUCACUUUUCACCAUCGUCGCAUUGCGGGCAGCAAGUGAUUUCAGUUUCGUCUCCAAAUCUUUUCAAGGCAAUAGGGAAGCCGUACCCAGCGACACAAAGGCACACUGAAGACACGCCGAAUUCGUUAUGACACACAUGGUCUUUCGCGAGACCACCGGCUCAGUAGUCCUCGACCUGGAUCGCAGCAACGACUCUGACCAAGACACACCUCUCUUGACACGGCGGUCCGACAGCAACAGCGAUGACGACACGUCCUCCAUCGAGACACUCAGCGAGUGGCGGAACCUCAAGUCCUCCUGCUCCUCACCCACGCCCGCUCGUAUCGUUCCACCACCCACCACAUCCAUCCCGGUAGCGGGCAAGCUCGACUAUCUGGAAGGACUCCGCGGCGUCGCAGCCUUGGCUGUGGCGAAUGCGCAUAUAUGGCUGAUGGAUAUCGUUGGCGACACGACGGCGAUGAAAUACGUGCAAUUCCUGUCUGUUAUUUGCGAGCUUCACGUCUCGCUGUUCUUUGUGCUCAGCGGUCGAGUGCUGGUCAUAAGUUUCUUCAAGCGGAGGGAUCCGGCGAUCAUGGCUUCCGCGGCCGUAAAAAGGCCAUGGCGUCUGGGACUGCCCUUGUUGGGAAUGUUGAUAUUUCACGUCAUCUUGUUCAACAUGGGAUACAAGCAGGAAACGAAUGAUUCCUCGGAGCAUCAUUCCAUCGUGCGCAUCUUAUGGGCUAUUCCAAGAUUUUUUAUAUACUCGAAAUCGUAUCCAUACCCAAUCUUUGUCCAAUGGACCAUCGGCGCCGAGUUUUGGAACUCUUACUACGUAUAUCUCUACGCGUUGAUCAUCGCGGCGAUCCCGCGAAACAAAUAUCUAUUCCACGCCAUCGUCAUCUCCCUGGCAUGGUAUGGCCGCAUGUGGGCUGCAUGCUUCUUCUACGGGGUCUUCCUAUCCGACUUCAUCCAAGAUGGGCACAUGAGGACAGUCAUGUCCCUAUCAAGCCGGACGCUCGUCUACAUCCGAACGAUCUUAUGCGUCAUCCUAGUGAUCAUGUGCAAAGGCGAGAUGGACAAAGACCACGGCCUGUUCAAAUGGUUCAACACCUGGGUCCCCAGCCUCGACAGCGGCAUCGUCGAAACCAACGAAAGCUGGCAAUUCUGGAACCCCUCCCCGAUCCGCAUGACGGGCGCCAUCCUCGCCGUCACCCUCCUCGAAAUCACCCCGCUGCUCCAACGCUUCUUCUCCCUCCGCGCCUGCAAGUUCCUUGGCGAUAUCUCAUUCAUGCUCUAUCUCGGCCACCCGAUCGUGUACAAGCUGAUACAGAACCCGAUCAAGGAAUGGGUGCUUGCGUUCGGGCUGUGGCCGUGGGUCUCCGUUACCAUCGCUUACUUUAUGAUCAUGUCCGUCAACGUCGCGUUGGCGUAUGUUAUGUAUAGGCUCAUCGACAUGCCCAGCGUCGAGGUAACAAAAUGGAUCGACGCGACGUUGUUUGGCAAGCCACGGCCAGCGUCGGCGGUCGACUUGACGGCAAACUUGAAGGGCGCCGCACCACCCUCGCGGCUGCCACCGAUCGUCAACGGCGCCAUUCAGGUAGCGAAACGGUCGUUGAUGAUUUUGCCGGUCAAGUUCAUGAAGAUCGUGCGGGGGGAAAAACAUCACCAGGCAUAUAAAGGCGUUUGAACCGCAGAUUUUGGAGGGAAUCCCCACCACGCUUUAUAUCAUAACCAAAACCGUAACGUCGAUAUUUAUUCCCCAGCUCAGAUUUUGCGAAACUCCCAUAUCUUUUCUGUGCGGUCGUCGGUCCCAAGUUGGUGGUGUAACUUAUGGAUCUGAUCGAAAUUGUUGCGCCGCCUCCGCCCCCACGCCGCUCGAAUGGCAACCAAUGUACAUUUCUGUUGUAUUC
This is a messenger RNA of Fimicolochytrium jonesii, 1905 nucleotides long. Its product is annotated as acyltransferase family-domain-containing protein. The coding region runs from base 144 to 1682 and encodes 512 amino acids. The transcript has 2 exons. Gene Ontology annotation, molecular function: acyltransferase activity, transferring groups other than amino-acyl groups. Lineage: Eukaryota; Fungi; Chytridiomycota; Chytridiomycetes; Spizellomycetales; Powellomycetaceae. Gene Ontology annotation, biological process: polysaccharide biosynthetic process. The record is from RefSeq and is a predicted model, not a curated record. Gene Ontology annotation, cellular component: membrane.